CACCACAGCAAAAAGUCAUCAUGGCACCAUACGAGAAUUCAUUAUGGUACGUAGAGACCAAUUUGCAUCCUUUAUUGGACAUUGCCGAAAAGCAACCGGCAAUGGUCAACUACAUUAGACCUUCUUUCUGGUCUCGAUUUAUGGAAUUGCAAAGUGUAAUGUGGGAAACAAAUGCCGGGUUAACUGCAAGGCAUGCUUAUGAUUCUCGUCCGAUCAGUUGGCCAGUACUCAAACGGGGAAUAAAUUACUGGACAAAAGACCACCGUCAAGUUUAUCUCCUUGGAAAUCCAUUCGUCUGGUACGGGAGCCUGUGUGCGAUUAUGGUCUAUUUCGGCGCUCGUGCUUUGUUGAUGUUACGCGCAAAACGUGGUCACAAAGACUUUAAUGACUCUACGGUUAAAUAUUACGAUCAAACUGCUGGUUUUUUGACCUUAGCAUGGGCGAUGCACUUUCUUCCAUUCUUUGCAAUGCACCGACAACUAUUCUUGCAUCACUACCUACCCGCUCUAUAUUUUUCGAUCUUGCUACUCUCGGUACUUUUUGAUGCGCUUACAUCAGGACUUCGACCACGAUAUCGCUUAUUCGCCGCUUUAGCAAUGGUUGCUGUUGCAUUUCUAUCGUAUGCAACUUAUGCACCAAUCACGUAUGCUACACCUUGGACAAGGCAAGCAUGUGAAAGGGCAAGGUUGUCAAAGAGUUGGGACUUGAAUUGUCAAGAAUUCCCCGAAAACGUUGGAAUGUACUCUCAAUACGGACCUGCAAUUCAUACCGUCCCGCAUAGCGUUUUAAACAACACAGGAACCGGUGUAGAUGGAACAACGACAGGAUUAAACGCUGCUUUCGAGCCGCAAGCAGGAAAUCAUCCUUUUGAAAUUGCUCCCAAACAGGCGACAGUCAGUAAUAGCGCAAGAGUAAGCGAUGCUGAAAGUCCUGUUGCAUCUUACGGCGCAAAUGCAGAACAAAAGCAAGAACAAAAUAUUCCCGCAAUGCCUGCUCCUCACCACAUUCCUUCAUCAAAAGGAGCAGAUGAUGAGAAUUCCUCUUCCGCAUCCUAUGCAGAUCAGGCGCGAUUGAAGGAAGAGCAGAAUGCUGAUAUUAAAGGACUAGAUCAAGAAGGAGUUGAAGCAGUUGUGUUGGAAGGAACAGGGAACAAGCCGAAAGUACAUGUUGCUUCAAGUACGUCCUUAUGAAGUGGAUAGAGUGUUGGAAGAAUCUACUCAUACGGCUACUGGCACUGCCGAGUAAAACACACACACCCUAAUCCUGGAUUUAUAUUGUACACGUAUUUUUUGUAUUGCAUCUAGAAACGCAUCCAUGGACAGGAAUGAAU
Messenger RNA from Meira miltonrushii, 1330 nucleotides. RefSeq lists its product as uncharacterized. Bases 21 to 1190 code for a protein of 389 amino acids. Gene Ontology annotation, cellular component: endoplasmic reticulum. Gene Ontology annotation, biological process: protein O-linked glycosylation via mannose. Lineage: Eukaryota; Fungi; Basidiomycota; Exobasidiomycetes; Exobasidiales; Brachybasidiaceae. The record is from RefSeq and is a predicted model, not a curated record. The transcript is spliced from 2 exons. Gene Ontology annotation, molecular function: dolichyl-phosphate-mannose-protein mannosyltransferase activity.